UGUACACGACCGUUAGGCAAUACAAAAUUGAAUUUUGAAUCAUUGAAUUAAAUCUUUCAGCUUUGGAAAAUUGAAAAUGAAAUCCAAUAGUGAAUUGCUUACCUAUAGUUUAUACGAGUCAUUGUGUGAAGAUCCUUCUUAAAACCUGGAGAGGAAUCAAAGAUUCAUUUAAACUUUUACCGAGAGAGGAAAUCUUGGGGUGGUACUAAUAUUUACAAGAUGAAGUUUGAUGAAGUACUGAGGGACAUCGGGGAGUUUGGAAGAUACCAGAAGAGAAUUUAUGCGUUGCUGUGCAUCCCCUGCGUCAGUGUAGGAAGUUUCUGUAUGAUGACCAUAGUCGUAUUGUUCACACCAGCGCAUAGAUGUAAACUACCAAAUUUCAAAAACGACACAUAUGCUAUACAAAAUGCGUACCACGAAUCCCUUGUCAAUGUCACAAUUCCGUUGUCAAGCGACCCGACGAAGGUAUACGAAGAGUGCCAAAUGUAUAGAAUCGAGGGUGGUGCUGAAUUUGGAGGCACGUUAGGAAACCACUCACUAGCAACCUGCACGGAAUGGGUUUAUGACAAAAGCGUAUUUUUCGAGACAUUCACAUCAAAGGCCAACUUGGUUUGCGGAGACUCGUUGAAAACAUCGCAUAUCAUGAUGAUGUAUUACUUCGGCGUGUUCGUAGGAGACCUCAUUCUUGGCCUUCUGUCUGAUAAAUUUGGCAGAAAGAAAACAAUGUACAUUGGCUUGGUGCUUCUAUUGUUAUUAGCCAUUGCCGUGACUUGGGCUCCAGAAUUUUACUCUUUUGCCGUCCUUCAGUUCCUCAUUGGAGCUGUUGCCCAUGGUUCCUUCAUAUGCCUUGCUGUUCUUAGUAUGGAAAUGGUCGGCCCAUCCAAGAGAAUUUGGACCGGUAUGCUUGUGCAAGCAUGGUUUGCAGUGGGUGUAACAUACCUUGCUCUUGUGGCAUACCUGACCAGAAGUUGGCAAUAUAUCAACAUCAGCGUGUUUGCACCAUGUGUUCUCUAUCUUACCUACUGGUGGAUAAUUCCGGAGUCGCCGAGGUGGUUGCUGAGCAAAGGAGAAAAACUUAAGGCGGUGGUUAUAAUAAGAAAGACUGCAAGAAUAAACAAGGCGAAAUACCCGGAGGAGAUUGAGUAUGGUGAUGUAUCCGUUAGUGCUGAUAAGCCCAUACAAGAGGGGACAAUUUGGCACGUGUUUAGAAGUCCUGUCUUACUGAAGAGAUUCCUUAUACUAUCACUUAACUGGGGUGUUGUAAGUAUGACGUACUAUGGCGUCACUAUGAACGCCAGCAACCUCAGCGGUAAUUUCUUCCUGAAUUUCUUCCUAAUGGGCCUUGCUGAAAUCCCAGGCGUUUUUGGAGGAAUGUUGAUCUUGGAUCGAUUGGGUCGGCGAUGGUCGAACGGUGGAUCCAUGAUUCUCGGUGGCAUUGCCUGUCUCGCCACGAUAUUUCCCGUUCUCUUUGGAAACGACAAUUUACACGGCCUAACCACUUUCCUCGCGUUUUUGGGAAAGAUGUCAGCGUCGGCGGCGUUCGCCAUCGUGUACAUGUUUACGGCGGAACUGUUGCCAACGGUGGUCCGGACCGCAUCAAUGGGGGCGUGUUCCUGUUCAGCAAGAAUAGGGGCCAUGCUGGCGCCAUAUAUAGCAAAAUCGGGUGAACUUAUAGGGGGCAGGUUUGGUAGUGUUGAGCCGCUACUUAUAUUUGGAGCUUUGUCCAUUAUUGCUGGACUUCUUAACUUUCUUCUUCCUGAAACAAACAAGCAAAAGCUGCCAGACACCAUAGAGGAGGGAGAAGUAUUUGGCCGGAGAAAUAUUAGCAAAGGCAAUGGAAAGGAGAUGAUCAUUAAAAACCCUGUUGAAAAUACGUGAUAUGUUGAACUAAAACAUGUGACAAAAUUCUUCAAAAACUUACGAAAACAGGUUCGGCUGAGGACAAUGAAGAAAUAGAGCAAGUGCUAUGUCCGUAACUCAGACGUUGACUAAAACUAUCUUUCGGAACACCUCGGGGUUUUUUCCCCGUCGAAAACAACCUCGGACAUCAGUGGAAGUAGUUCGUAAAAUUUUAAAUGAUAAAAUUAAUAAAUUGUGUUGUUUUAACGUGUAUUUUGUAUUACUAAGUUUGAAUUGAUUGCCAAAUGAAGUGCUUUAUUGCAUAAAUAUUUAAGAUUCCGAAGAGUGAAGUCAUUAAGUUCAUCUGCUAAAUUCACAUUACUACGCGAUUUACUUGCAGCGUAGUUAAAUGUAAAAAUUUCUGACACUGUUACCGUUCAUAUACAUCCGAUGUUGUUUUCGAUGAAAAAUGGCAGGGGAAUUCCGAACAGGCCGUCCUACGUUGUUGUGUUCUCAUUCAAACUAUUUUUCAUCGAAAUAUAUUCACUCCCAUCCACACCUUAUAAUCAGAUAUCACGAUAUUCUCGACCAUACAGCCAUUUUUAACCAGGGUUUCAACGAAAACCGGGCUAUUAGAAUAAGGAUGUCGUUUGGCGAGCGGGCUCACGGGCCGUUUCCAUUAGUCACUUGGUUUCCGCCCAAUUACUUUAGUGAGGAUUGAUGUAUAGUGAUGAUAUUUGGUGUGUAUGAAGCUUAUGUGAGAGCUAGCUUAAGAUUGGUUUUGAAGGGAUUGUGUCAAGGUCAAUACAACUGUUACAAAAAAUAGAAAAAUGGUUUCCGCUCAAUAACUUUAGUAAAGAUUGAUGGAUAGUGAUGUAACUUGGUGUGUAUGUAGCUUAUGUAAUAUGUUAGAUUCGAAUUGCUUAUAAAGGGGGUCAAAAACAAGUUCAAGGUAACUAAAAAAAUUAUAACAAAAAAAAUAUGCUUUUCGAGCAAUAACUGAAGAUAGGAUUGGAGAAAAGUGAUGAAACGUGGUGUAUGUAGCUUUUAUGAAGAACAAGCUUGGGAUUGGGUAUGAGGGGUUUGGGGUCAAGGUCACUGUUACUAAAUAUAAACAAACGAGAUCCGUUCAAUAUGUUUAGUUAAGAUUGGUGGCUAAUGAUACAACUUGGUGUAUAGGUCACUUAUGGAAAGAGCUAGCUUGGGAAAAACACACACACAAAUCUUAAUAUGAAUGUUGCAGCGAAACUAAACACAUAAGAUACUUAUCAAGAGUAGUUUUCAGUUAUGUCUCUUGUUGAUAAAAGUAAAGAGAAGGUCUGCUGCUUUUUUCAAACUUAUUCAAGAAAUUAAUUAUCCUUAAUUGCCGACAUGACCAAACUGGUUUCGUCGCAUUGCGGCGCUUCUAGCUUUUUAUUAAGGCGAACAAUAAAUAAGAGUCGCAAAAAACGUGCGUGAUGAAUAUCGAGCGCUCUCUUAAAAUGCCUGUUUAUAAAUUAUACUCGGAAUCAUAUAAUAUCCAAGGUGAUCGGUGUUGAUAGUACUGUUGAUUGGCGGUUCGCGGCAUGCAUGGAUAUUGCACAAGUUUAAGUUGUGUGCCUUGUAUGGAGAAAAAUACCUCACUUGUUAACUUACAUGUAAGAAUAUUGCAGCAAUUUAAAAUGAAAUUGAAAGAGUUACCGAUCCUAUUGAAAGAGUCAGAAACUAAUUUGUUGGUAUGGUAUGGUAUUUCAAGGCGUACACACCCACUGGUUUUCAUGUAUUAAAACUUCUAGAAUAAAAGUUGUACAUCCUAUACUUUUGUAUGGCGCUGAGCUUUGGAGUAACACGACGGAGUCUGAUAACGAUGCCCUUGACAAAUUCCAACACACAGUAGCCAAGCAAAUACGAUGCUUUACUUGGUGGACAAGAUACGGCAUGGCCUAUUCUAAGAUAGGUUUUAUAAAAAAAUGUUGUAAGGUAGAUAUAGGAUGUAAGUAACGUACAGUUUUACUGUCAAACGCAAACGCAAGUAUAAUGAUUAUCGCUAAGGUACUACAUGUGUAUUGUUUAACUGUUACAGUCUCGACUCUGCAAGCGAACUUGUGUAUUGAGCUAUUUCCUUCGAUUUUGUAAAAUGUCAUCUGAAUUCACUUCGCAUGACAUGUACUUCUAAAAACUGAAAUGUCUACAUGAAAACAUGAGUGUUAUUACUGUGGCUGUACGUUCUGUAUCUUAUACAAUCAUUCUUCGUAAUAAGCACUGGGGUCAUACUAAUUAACGUCUUCAGUCUGAGUUUAAAAUUCAAACUCAGAGAAAAGCAAAAUCUUAAUUUUGCUGUAAAAUGUUCCUAUAGCAGCAAAGAUAGUAAACAUUACUGUAUCUUAUGAAUCUUUAUGACAAAUAAUAUUUUCUACAUUCAGGCUCUCAUCUGAUGUAAAAAAAAUUAGCUACAUUAAAGAUAUAUUGAAGCAUUCAGUUUUCUGAGCCGGAGUCUGAAACUCUGACUCUAGACGUUCAUGAACACGCACCCAGGUCCCUGAUGCAGGCUUUUACAAAUGUCAUUGCGCGUUAUUUCCUUUCGAAAAGUCAAUGGCACAUGCCGUGAGCGUGUAUUGUUUUGUUUUGCUUAUAUUAAGUACAAAGGUCGUAUUAGAAUAUUACUCACACAAACAAUAUAUACUAGUGUAAUACUUUGGACUUUGCACUUUGCAAAUGUAUAUUCAUGAUAUAUACUAAAUAUUGAGCAUAUAUACGUUUAUAUUCUAUAUUCUUUAUUUUUCUGUAAUUUCGAUAUCAUAAAGUAAAAUAAUGAUAUUAUCACGUGAUGUUAUCAAUGUAUCCUUAACAGGUCAACGUAUCCACUACUUUUGUUUCGGUUGGACUUGCGGGCUGUUUUCUAUUAUUUUCUUGACUCUACCGGCGUGGGUUCGAACUCCACUAACACUAAUACUUUUUUAUGUUAUAACUGUAUUUGUUCUGCACUUUCGAUAUCACAGAGUAAAAUAAUGAUAAAGUAAGUGCUUUCAGAUGCAUAGCCCGGAAAACUUAUUUUUGGUCCCAAAAUAUGAGCGAGUCACUUUAAGAUAUGAUAAUAUUUCACACGUAAUAAAAACAGUUUUUUAUGUCAUUGUCAUGAGUUAUAAACAGCUUGCGUAUGCAUGCCUCUGCAAAUGACAUUGACUUUUAUCUCGAGUUCGGAAAGCCACUGGCACAUGCAGAAGGUAUGGUUAACAUUUUUCUGUGUUUUGUCUUGUUUUCUCUCGAAAUAAUGCACAAAUCCAUAUAUUGCAUAUAUACUAUUUUACACUCAGUAUGAAAUACAUGUGUCAACAAGAAUCGAUUAUUUUCAUUUCAUUUCAUUUAUUUAUAA
Messenger RNA from Mya arenaria, 5191 nucleotides. Its product is annotated as organic cation transporter protein-like. The transcript has 11 exons. NCBI's taxonomy places the organism in Eukaryota, Metazoa, Mollusca, Bivalvia, Myida, Myidae. The record is from RefSeq and is a predicted model, not a curated record. The coding region runs from base 220 to 1878 and encodes 552 amino acids. Gene Ontology annotation, biological process: transmembrane transport. Gene Ontology annotation, cellular component: membrane. Gene Ontology annotation, molecular function: transmembrane transporter activity.